This is a messenger RNA of Linum trigynum, 1827 nucleotides long. NCBI's taxonomy places the organism in Eukaryota, Viridiplantae, Streptophyta, Magnoliopsida, Malpighiales, Linaceae. The record is from the annotation of a GenBank genome assembly.
GACUAGGAAGCGGCGGAGGAGCGCGCAGGCAAAAGCUUCCGCUGCUCAACUUCUCCGUCCCGGCAGCAGAAGGCUUUUCUUCAUCUUCUCUACCGCUACCAUGGAUUCUCUUUUAUACCUGAAACCCAAUAACAUCAUUCCUUUCACUCCCAGUUCAAGGGCUUCUUCCCCUUUCCUCCCUUCCUAUUUCCCGCCUCGGCUUCGGCUUGAGUCUUUUCGCCUUCGACCCACUUCUCUUUCUGCUGUUGUCAAGAAGCGCAGCAAUUCAUCUUCCAACUCUACUACUACUACUACUACCAUUCGUUGCGAGCUCAAUGGCAAGAUCAAUGGCUCCUCCCAGUCCCCUGAAUUCGACCCUCGAUUCCUUGACCGGCAAAAGGCACUUGAAGCAGCAAUGAAUGACAUAAAUGGUUCAUUUGGAAAAGGAAGUGUUACACGUUUGGGUAGUGCCGGUGGAGCAUUGGUUGAGACAUUUCCCAGUGGCUGUUUGACUUUGGAUUUUGCUUUAGGUGGUGGGCUUCCAAAAGGGAGAAUUGUAGAGAUAUAUGGCCCAGAAAGUAGUGGAAAGACUACCCUUGCGCUCCAUGCAAUUGCAGAAAUCCAGAAGCUAGGUGGCAAUGCAAUGCUUGUGGAUGCCGAACAUGCUUUUGAUCCAGCAUAUUCAAAAGCACUAGGGGUGGAUGUAGAAAAUUUGAUUGUUUGCCAACCUGAUCAUGGGGAGAUGGGACUCGAAAUUGCCGAUCGUAUGUGCAGAUCUGGAGCAGUGGAUCUUAUCUGUGUUGAUUCUGUGUCAGCUCUUACACCACGAGCGGAGAUUGAAGGUGAGAUUGGGAUGCAGCAAAUGGGUCUGCAGGCACGGCUCAUGAGUCAGGCAUUGCGUAAAAUGUCCGGAAAUGCUUCAAAAGCUGGGUGUACACUUAUUUUCCUCAAUCAAAUUAGAUACAAGAUUGGUGUAUAUUAUGGGAAUCCAGAAGUCACUAGUGGAGGAAUUGCCUUGAAAUUCUUUGCAUCAGUUCGUCUCGAGAUACGCUCUAUUGGGAAGAUAAAGUCUGCUAAAGGAGAUGAAGAGGUGGGACUCCGUGUUCGUGUAAGAGUACAGAAGAGUAAGGUGUCAAGACCAUACAAGCAAGCUGAGUUUGAAAUCAUGUUUGGAGAGGGAGUCGGUCAACAGGGUUGCAUAUUGGAUUGUGCUGAGAUGAUGGAUGUCGUUCUAAAGAAGGGCUCUUGGUAUAGCUAUGAGGACCAAAGGUUGGGGCAAGGAAGAGAAAAAGCGUUGCAGUACCUGAAUGAAAAUCCUCAUCUGCUUGAAGAGAUAGAGAAGAAAGUUCGAUUGAUGAUGGCAGACUCGACUUUGCAAUCUGGCCCUCUGUACGCAAGGCAACUGGCAGCAUUGUCCCAGGACGAGAGCACGAAUGAUGAUAUCUAGUAGAUGAUGCAACCAUCGAGUUAACUGAAGUCCUUUGCAAGCAAAUCACUGAAGAUUCACUGAAGCUUCUGAAGUAAGAUUGAGCUGAGGUACUCUUCUCACUGUUCUACCAUGCCAGCUGAGAUCUGUUAUCACGACAUGCUGUCAGCUUCUGGCGCUAGUAACUACUGGAGAUUGCUGAACUAGAAGGCUGGAUUUUGACAAGAGAAAGAGGUUAAGAAAGAACAGUUGGUUGCUAAAUGCUGACUUCUUUCUGCCUCUAAAAAGAAAGGAUAUGAUUCGAUGCAGAAUAGAUGCAGAAGUUGGGGGUAUCUCGUAGCUCAAUGUUUCUGUAUUGCCAACGCCAUUAUGUGAUGCUGAGCAAAUAGUGUCCAUUAUUUCAAUCAAUUCGGCAAGCAUGC